Thalassophryne amazonica is the source of this 12686-nucleotide messenger RNA. RefSeq names its product Fraser extracellular matrix complex subunit 1 (gene fras1). The record is from RefSeq and is a predicted model, not a curated record. Gene Ontology annotation, molecular function: protein binding. Bases 436 to 12453 code for a protein of 4005 amino acids. The transcript is spliced from 73 exons. Gene Ontology annotation, biological process: cell communication. Gene Ontology annotation, cellular component: membrane. Lineage: Eukaryota; Metazoa; Chordata; Actinopteri; Batrachoidiformes; Batrachoididae.
UGGAGAGAGGAGGGGAGGACGAACAAGGAAAAAGCAGGAGAAAGGGGUGUGAGGGGAGGACAAGAAGCGGAGUGAGUCCAAACGCAGCGCAGCGUCCUGCGCGUAAAGUCCGCUUCUCCGUCAGGAUCCGCGCCCUUUAGAACCUGCUGCUGCUGCUGCAGCACAAAAGUCACAGACAAGAGUAGAACCAGGAGAUUUCCACCUUGUUUUAUUUGCUGUUUUCUGCAGUUUCUUGGAGACCCGGAGGAGGGGGAGGUGCUGCGCCGCAUUCCAGCGCGGAGCGCAGCGCGUCGGAGCCGGUGCGCUACUCUGCUCGAUCCGCGCUUCUUGGAUUUGGAGCUUCAUCAUGCACAAGUGCUGGAGCCGGUGUUAGAGUGGGACGCACACGCACGGACUGCUCGCGCUCUGCACGGGUUCGGAUCCCACGCCCCCCUGAUGAUGGCUGCGUGGCGGCUGGUGCUCGGCGCUCUGGUCGCGGUCCUCGCGGCGCCCCGUAGGACACAUGGAGCCUGCGUGUACCAGGGGUCCCUGUACGCGAACAACACGUCAUGGAGACCAGAAUCAUGUCAGGAGUGUACUUGCUACAGUAACGUCGCCAUCUGUAAAUCCACCCACUGCCCAAAUCCACAGUGUAACCUCCAAAGGGGUGAGCGAUUGAGGAUUCCGGCUAACAUGUGCUGUCCGGAGUGCGUCUCCUCAUCUCAGGGCUCCUGCCACCAUGAAGGAGUCAUUUAUGGACAUGGCAGCCAGUGGAGUCCCUCACCAUGUUCCACAUGUACCUGCUCCAGAGGAAGUGUAUUUUGCACAGCACAGCCGUGCCCGGCUGUCAGCUGUCCAGCAGUCCAGAUCCCGAUCACCCCAGCUGGGGAGUGCUGCCCCCGGUGUGGUCCUCAUGGAGAAUCGUGCUCCUGGCAAGGGAUUGUGCAUGCCGACGGGGAUGAGUGGAAGCUCGGCCUCUGCUCUAAAUGCUCCUGCAGUAAUGGAGAAAUCCAGUGCUCAGUUACAGAGUGUCAGCCGGUGACCUGCAAACCACAUGAGAAUUUGGUGAUCCCUCCAGACCAUUGCUGUCCACAGUGUGUGUCCAACCCCUGUUUGUCUGCAGGGAAACAGUACCAGCACGGCGAACAAUGGCAGAAGAACACUUGUACCACAUGUGUGUGUGACCACGGCCAGUCUCACUGCCACACCCACACCUGUCAACCCCUCACCUGUGACAAGGGUCAGACCAAAGUGAAACGUGUCGGUCAGUGCUGUGAAGAAUGUGCUGUUGCCAAGGGUAGCUGCUUGUAUGAGGGUGCCAUGCGUUACCAUGGAGACAUGUGGAAUGGGACGGGCUGUGAGUUCUGCAUCUGCAGCCGAGGUCAGGUUCUCUGCCAGAAGGCUGAGUGCAGCAGAGUUGAAUGCCCACAGGGUUCCGAGCUUGUUCACCUGCUGGGGAAAUGCUGCCCGGAGUGUUCCUCUGCCAAGCCUUCCUGCGUCUAUGGAGGCAGAGCCUAUAAGAACCUGGCCCGAUGGAGCGAUGGCAGCUGCCGUGAGUGUGAAUGCCGCGAUGCCCAGGUGACUUGUUACUUGCGUUCCUGCCCCACCUGCCCGUUAGGGACUCUCGCCAUCACCCAGGAGGAUCACUGUUGCCCUGAGUGUCACCAAGUCCAGUGCCAUGCAGACUGCCUGUCGUGUUCCGGUUCUCCUGAACACUGUGAGAGUUGCAGAGACUCAAAGUCCGUCCUCCACCUUGCCCGCUGUUUGUCCAUCUGCCCGGCUGGUUACUACACAGAGGAAGGAAAGUGUACAGCCUGCCGGCCGUCCUGUGCCAGCUGUUCCAGUGCUUUGGACUGUCUGUCCUGCAGCUCUCUGCUGCCGCUGCUGAGCGCCGACGGCACACAGUGCCUGGAGUCCUGCCCUCCAGGAUCCUACCAACAUGACCAGACACACUGCCGCCGUUGCCACAAGUCGUGUGCAGAGUGCCGUGGACCUGCCCACCAGGACUGUUUGUCAUGCACUGACCAGGCUGCCUUGCUAAAAGGUGGAGCCUGUGUCCCUGACUGUGGUGGUGGCUCCUACAGUCAGGACGGCGUCUGUUAUGCCUGUGACACGUCCUGUGCCUCCUGUUUCCUGGACAACUCCAAGUGUAUGAGCUGUCUGCCGGGGUACGCCUUGCAUCAUGGGAAAUGUAUUUCUGAGUGUCCAGCACAUCAUUUCUUUGAUGCCCUCAGCAGGUGCAGAGCCUGCCACAGCUCCUGCUCCUCAUGUUGGGGUCCGUCAGUAUCACAGUGUACCUCUUGCCUGGAUGGUCUCCUGCUGCACCAGGGCCAGUGUGUGGACACCUGUGGGGAGGGACUCUACCCGCAGGACAGCAACUGUCACAACUGUCACCCGUCCUGCCGUUCCUGUGUGGGACCUUUAGCCUCGGACUGUCUCCACUGCCUCAAACCAGAGGAGGCCCUCCAGCCACAGGCCGGUCACCUCCAGCACGGCAUCUGCACGGCCACGUGUUCCUCCCACAGCUUUCUGGAUGACCUACAGACGUGCAGAGAAUGUCAUUCGUCCUGCCAACAUUGCACUGGACCAAAUGCAGAUAACUGUACAUCCUGUGCAUCGUCAUUGAACCUACACCAAGGUCACUGUGUUUCCACCUGCCCACAAGGCUUCUUUUUCCAGGACAACAAGUGCCAAGCGUGCCAUCCAUCCUGUCAGACCUGCUCGGGCCCCUCCCUGGCUGACUGCACCUCCUGCCCCCCGCUGGCCUCGGUGCAGAAUGGCUACUGCAGGAGCAGCUGCCAGGAGGAUGGUCGUUUCCUCCACGCUGUCACCGGAGAAUGCUUAAAGUGCAGUGCAGAUUGCCAGCGAUGCACCGCAGACCUUCAAACGGGAGUCGGCAGCAUUUGUCUGUGGUGUAAAGAGUCAAAGUCCUUCCUGCACGGUGACCACUGUGUCUCUCGCUGUCCCCGGGGCCACUACAGCUGGCAUGGAGCCUGCAUGAGAUGUCAUCCAUCAUGUAAGACAUGCAGAGGGGCGGGGCCUCUCUCCUGUACCGCCUGCCCCGCCUACAGCGUUCUGUUGCCCUUGGGCCUCUGUGCUCCCAAAUGUCCACUGGGUUACUAUGACAACGGUCAGAAGGUUUGUCAGGCGUGCGACAGUCAGUGUCUGACAUGCGACGCUGCUGGAGUUUGCACAUCCUGCCGCGACCCGACUAAGGUGCUGCUGUUUGGAGAGUGCCAGUACGACACCUGCGCCCAUCAGUACUACCUCAACACCACGACUCGUGCAUGCAGAGAGUGUGACUGGAGCUGUAACUCCUGUAGAGGUCCUCUACGCACCGACUGCCUGCAGUGCAUGGAGGGAUACGUUCUGCAGGAUGGCGUGUGCACCCAGGGGUGCUCCCCCGGCUCUUAUCAGGAUGGAGACAGAUGCCUCGACUGUGACGAUCACUGUUUGGACUGCCAGAGUCCUGGCCAGUGCCGCCAGUGUCAGCCUCCCUACGCCAUCCUGCAGGGCCAGUGCGUCCUCACGUGUAGCAGGAACUACUUUCUCGAUGUCACCUCUCAACUUUGCAAACCUUGCUCGUCUGACUGUGUGCUGUGUGACGGGGUCGGUCGCUGUCAGGCGUGUCAUGACCAAACCUACCUCAUGGAAGGAUACUGCACCCCCGACUGUGGGCAUGGAUACUACGCAGACCUGAAGACCAGGACUUGCCAUGUGAACACCCGGCCCCCCACCCUCCGGAUCAACGGUUCUGUAUUGGUCCCCCUGGGUGGUUCUGCCCCGCUACCCCCCACCCUCCUGUUGGUGAAGGACCCAGACAGCCCCCCUGAUCAGCUGAUCUUCCAGCUCCUCCACACACCACGUAACGGACAACUGGUCCUCUUCGGCGGAGAUGGGGAGGAGACGAGACGAGGGCGGGAGCUGGCCAGGAACAACGCCUUCACCUGGGAGGAGCUGAGAAGCGGUCAGGUCUGGUUCAGACACUCCAAAAACAAAGCAAGGAGCGGUGAGUUCACCCUGCUUGCUGCCGAUCCCCAGCUGUUCUCUCAGCCUGAAACAGUUCGAGUGUCAGCCGUAUCAAUGCAGCCUCCAAGGCUUCUGACUCUCACACCCUUACACGUGGAGGACCGCGGCACCCUGGCGACCAUCACUAAAUCAGUCCUGCAGGUUGACGAUCCUGACAACCCAGCUGAUGUUUUGAUCAUGGUCCUGGAGCCACCACUCCAUGGCCGACUAACUCACCUCUAUGGUGACCGACCACUGAGCCGAUUCAAGUUGGAGGACUUGUCUCAGGAACAGAUCCAGUACAUCCACAAUGGCUCAGAGGACACAGAAGACACCUUCGUACUCCAAGUCAAUGAUGGCCACAGCUACCAGAACAUUCUGCUGCAAGUUCACAUCAAUCAGAAGGCACGUAACUCCCCUCACAUGCUGACAGUGCCGAUGAUGUGGGUAAGGGAAGGAGGCAUGGUGCUACUCAGUAAGAAAUAUCUGCAGGCUGAUUACAAGGGGGUCAGCACGGAUAAUAUCGUCUACAACAUCCUUGCUUCUGGUGGAAACCCAAAAUACGGUGAAGUCAUACUUGUGUCCAUGCCUGCAGACGGCCCAGUGGGCGGCUGGCGACCGUCAGUAAGUGAUGAUCGUAGCUUCACGCCCACCACUACCUUCACCCAGCAGGACGUCAAUGAUGGCACCGUCUGGUACCGCCACUUCGGCACGGGACCCAGCAGCGACUCUUUCCAGUUCCAAGUUUCUACAGAGGCCCACCCACUGACACAGACUGACAUCCAGACCGUCACCAUAGGAGUGCUGCCUCGAACCCCAGGAUUCCCCCAGCUGGCCCUCGGUUGUGACCUAUUGAUCACGGCUCUGGAAGACGGCAUCACCGAGAUAACGCCUGCUUCUCUGUCCUUCGUCGACUCCGAGACACCUAGCGAGGAACUGGUUUACAACAUCACCAAACCGCUGCCACAAGGACAAGGUGUGAUUGAACAUCGGGACAGACCGUUCACAGCGGUGGAGCACUUCACCCAGGCUGACGUCAACAACGGCAAGAUCAUCUACCGACCUCCACGGGCGCCUGCACACCUCCAGGAGCUCUACCAGUACACCUUCACCGGUCUCCCGGAGUCAUUGAGUGUCUACUUCACAGUGUCAGACGGCGAGCACACGACUCCGGAGCUGAACUUUGCCAUCCUGCUGCUGUCCAACCAUCAGCAGCCGCCGGUCUUUCAGGUUCUGGACCCGCUGCUGGAGGUCAGGGUGGGAGGUCACGUCCCCCUGGGCGGUCAGCAGCUAGCGGUCAGCGAUGCCGACACGGCUCCAGACGAGCUGGAGUUUGAGCUGGUUGAAGCACCAGUUCACGGGGAGCUGAUCAGAACCGACGGCAGCAUGCAAACCAGCAUGGCCAACGGUGAUAUCUUCACUUUCAACGACAUCACCCGCAACAUUCUGCUCUACCAGCACGCCGGCCUCUCCAACCAGGACGACUCCAUCACCUUCUCGGUUAGCGAUGGUAUCUCCAUGGCAACCACGGUGGUGCAGGUUUUGGUGCAGGGUGCCAGGGGCAACGGGCCGCAGCGGGACCCCACAGCCACACUAUCAGUGGAAGUGGGCGAGAAAAGCAGCACCAUCAUCAGACGUUCACACCUGGCUUACACCGACAAUACAUCCCCGGAUGAAGAACUUCAGAUCCAGCUGGUGUCCGUGCCAAUGUAUGGCAUCCUGACCAGGAGUCAGACACAGCAGGAGCACCAGGAGUUGAGAGAGUACUCCUCUUUCACCAUGGAGGAUGUCAACAGGCACAGGAUCAGGUACAUCACUUCCUUGGAUAUCGGCAGUCAGUCUGUUACCGACAUCUUCCACUUUACCGUUUAUGAUGGCGACAGCAACCGUCUGGAUAACCAGAUGUGCACCAUCACCAUCACUUCUACCCCCAGACAGCCGCCCGUGGUCGCUGUCCACAGUGGCAUCAAGGUACAAGAAGGUGGUCGGGUGCAACUGUCUGCCAAUCACAUCAUCGUAUCAGACCAGGACACGCCCAUCAAGGAUCUGCUCUUUUGGCUUGUGACCACUCCCAAGUACGGCUUCAUCGAGAACACCAAGACUGCAGGCUCAGCCGGCGGCUCUCGAACCGUCACCCCCGAUGUGCCCUUCUCUGUGGAAGACCUCCUUUCUGACCACAUCUUCUACGUGCAGAACAGCCAGCGUGACGCUCAGGUCAAACAGGACGUCUUCAGCUUCUACAUCAGCGACGGCCAGAGACAAACAGAGGCUUUCAACGUGGAAAUCGACAUCCAGACGAAAGAGGACAGACAGCCAGUGGUGUCAGUCAGCAGCGUCCACGUGGAGGAAAACUCUGGAGUCGUUGUCACCAACUCAUCUCUCAGCGUCCACGAUCAGGACACACCAGAGAACGAGAUCCUCUUCACCAUCAUCAGAAAGCCAUCCUACGGCAAACUCCGCAGGCGCCAGUUCUCCUCACAGCCUUUGGAGAACGGCCGCGUCCUGGUGCAGGGCUCCACCUUCACCUAUCAGGACGUUCUGGACAGGCUGCUGGUCUACACACCUGAAAUCGUCAGCGGGGGCGCCGAUGAGCUGGGGUUCAACCUCACUGAUGGGAUACACACCUACACGGGCCGCCUGCAGUUCACCAUGGACGUGAGGAGGAACGAAGGGCCCAGGAUGACCGUGAACAGAGGCCUGCAGCUCCAAGCAGGUUCUUCAUCUAAGAUUACAGAACAGAAUCUGAAGGCAAACGACUUGGACUCUGAUACCUUAAAGCUCAGGUACAUCCUGACCAAAGACCCUCCAACCGGAAAACUUCAGCUCAACACGAGUGGACGUGUGGUGAAGGUUUCAGUCAAAAGCCCCGUGAACAGCUUCACUCAGGAUGACGUUAACAAAGGUCUGCUGCAGUACAGCCAUGAGAAAGGAGAGAAAGCAGGAAGCCUCUCCUUCAAGUUUAAUCUGGUCGAUCCCGAGGGCAACAAAUUGAUUGACCAGUCGUUCUUCAUCAGUGUGCUCGAGGACCGUCUUCCUCCAUCUGUGGUGGCCAACAAAGGUCUGGUGUUGGACGAGAACUCUGUGAAGAAGCUGACCACACUGCAGCUGUCAGCCAGCGAUCAGGACAGCGAGCCCACCGAGCUCGUGUUCCGCAUCACCAAGCAGCCCGGCCUGGGCUACCUGGAGCACGCCGCCAACCAAGGCACCAGGAUCAGCACGUUCACCCAGGCAGAUCUGGCAUCACGCAGCGUCCAGUACAGGCACACCAGCGAAGAAGAAAAGCACUCCGACCAGUUCUCCUUCAGCGUUUCCGACGGAACAAACGAGGUUGCCCAGACGUUCUACAUCACCAUCAAGCCUGUGGAUGACUCGCUGCCCCUCCUCCAGGUACCCGGUAUGAGGGUCCAGGAGGGAGUCAGGAAGACCAUCACCAAAUUUGAGCUAAGGGCCACUGACGCUGACACCGAGGCAGAGUCUAUAAUGUUCACCAUCGUCCAGGCACCUCGCCAUGGCUCCAUAGAGCGCACAGUCAAUGGCCAGCACUACCGUCAGACCAGCACCUUCACCAUGGAAGACAUCUACCAGAACCGCAUCAGCUACAACCACGAUGGCUCCAAUUCCCUCAAAGACCGCUUCACCUUGUCCGUGGCUGAUGGCACCAACCUAUUCUUCAUGGUGGAGGAGGGGGGCAGGGAGAUCAUGACGGCUGCUCCUCAGAAGUUCAACAUCGACAUUCUGCCCGUAGACGACGGCACGCCAAGAAUCGUCACAAACCUUGGGCUGCAGUGGCUGGAGUACAUGGACAACAAGGCUGCCAACCUGAUCACCAAGAAAGAGCUGCUGACCGUCGACCCCGACACAGACGACGGGCAGCUGGUGUACGAAAUCACAGCCGAGCCGAAGCAUGGCGUCCUGGAGAGCAAACUCAAACCUGGCAGCCCCGUCACCGCCUUCACACAAGCGGAUAUCAACCUGGGCCUGAUCCGCUACGUGCUGCACCAGGAGAGCGUUCAGGAGACCAUGGACAACUUCAAGUUCCUGGUCAAAGACAGCAAACCCAACGUGGUCAGCGAGAACGUCUUCCACAUCCAGUGGUCACUCAUCAGCUUUGAGCACAAAAGCUAUAACGUGAGUGAGAAGGCCGGUACGGUGGCAGUGACGGUGAAACGAACAGGUAACCUCAACCAGUACGCCAUCGUGCUGUGCCGCACCGAGCAGGGCACUGCUACAUCCACCAGCAGCAUCGCUUCCCAUCCAGGCCAGCCGGACUAUGUGGAAUACGCUGGACAGGUGCAGUUCGAUGAGCGCGAGGACACAAAGGUGUGCACCAUCAUCAUCAACGACGACAAGGUGUUUGAAGGAACCGAGAGCUUCCACGUGGAGCUGAGCAUGCCCAUGUACGCCCUGCUGGGCGAGAACACGUGCGCCGUCGUCAACAUCAACGACACCGAAGACGAGCCCACUCUGCAGUUUGACAAGAAGACCUACCACGUCAACGAGAGCGCCGGCUCCAUCCACGCCCCCGUGGAAAGAAAAGGUGACACAUCCAGCACUGUGUCGGCGCUCUGCUACACUGUGGCCAAGUCAGCGCAGGGCAGCAGCCUCCACACGCUGGAGUCCGGUUCCGACUACAAAAGCCGCGGUAUGACUAGCGACAACCGCGUCAUCUUUGGCCCCGGCGUUAGCAUGUCCACGUGUGACGUGAAGCUCAUUGACGACAGUGAGUACGAGCUGACGGAAGAGUUUGAGCUGGUGCUGUCGGACGUGUCAGAUAACGCCCGCAUGGGAGAGGUGACGGUCGCCAAAGUCGUGAUCGACGGGCCGAAUGACGCGUCGACUGUUUCUCUUGGGAACGCCACCUUCACCUUCAGUGAAGAUGCAGGCACAAUUGAAAUCCCUGUUCUGCGGCAUGGCAGCGAUCUGUCCUCUUUGACCUCUGUCUGGUGUGCCACUCAACCUUCAGACCCGCCGUCGGCUAGCCCAGGUAUCGACUACAUCCCCAGUUCCAAGAAGGUGGAGUUCAAACCUGGUAAAACUGAGGAGACAUGCAGUUUGACCAUCAUGGAUGACAUCCAGAACCCAUCUAUCGAAGGAUCUGAGUCCUUUGUGGUCUUCCUCAGUUCUCCUCAGGGUGCUGUCCUCCAGGAGCCCUAUCAAGCCACCGUGGUCAUCACCGACACCUUCCAGGACAUUCCCAGCAUGCAGUUUGAGAAAAUUUCCUAUAAUGUGAAGGAGAAAGAUGGUGUCCUCCACAUCCCCAUCAUUCGUACAGGCGACCUCUCCUUCAAGUCAUCUGUGCGGUGUUUCACUCGGACCAUGUCAGCUAUGGUGAUGGACGACUUUGAAGAGAGAACAAACACGGACGACUCGCGCAUCACCUUCUUCAAAGGGGAAAAGGUGAAGAACUGCACGGUUCACGUUAAUGACGACUCUGUUUUUGAGCCAGAGGAGGAGUUCCAGGUGCAUCUUGGGACACCACUGGGUGACCACUGGAGCGGCGCCAUGGUGGGUGCUAAUGACAUCAUCACCAUCACCAUCACCAACGAUGAAGACGCUCCCACCAUCGAGUUCGAGCAGGCAUCAUAUCAGGUCCGAGAACCCCCAGGUCCAGAUGGUAUUGAGGUGCUGAACAUUAAGGUGAUCCGACGGGGUGAUCUGGACCGGACCUCUAAAAUCCGCUGCAGCACCCGAGAUGGCUCCGCCCAAUCUGGCAUCGACUACAACCCCAAGAGCCGAGUCCUUAAAUUUACUCCUGGGAUGGAGCACAUCUUGUUCAAGGUAGAGAUUCUGUCCAAUGAGGACAGGGAGUGGCACGAGUCCUUCUCAUUGGUCCUAGGCCCAGAUGACCCUGUGGAGGCAGUCCUUGGGGAGCUUACUAUGGCAACAGUGACCAUUCUGGACCAAGAAGCUGCAGGCAGCCUUAUCCUUCCAGCUCCACCCAUUGUGGUCUCACUGUCUGACUACGAUCACGUCCAGGAGGUCACCAAAGAAGGCAGUAAGAAGUCUCUCUCUCCAGGUUACCCCCUCGUGUGUGUCACCCCCUGCAACCCCCACUACCCCAAGUAUUCGGUGAUGAAGGAGCGUUGCGAGGAAGCAGGCAUCAACCGGACCCAGGUUCACUUCUCCUGGGAAGUGGCAGCACCCACCGACACUAGUGGUGCCCGUUCCCCCUUUGAAACGGUCACGGAUACCACCCCAUAUACCAGUGUUAACCACAUGGUCUUGGACAGUAUUUAUUUCAGCCGUCGCUUCCACGUGCGUUGUGUGGCGCAGGCCAGGGAUAAGGCGGGCCACCUUGGGACGCCACUGAGGAGCAACAUUGCCACCAUCGGCACGGAGGGCUCAAUCUGUCACACCCCUGUGACCACAGGAACAGCUAGGGGCUUCCAGGCUCAGUCCUUUAUUGCCACACUCAAAUACCUGGACGUCAAGCACAAGGAGCACCCCAACCGGAUCCAUAUCUCAGUUCAGAUCCCACAUCAGGACGGCAUGCUCCCACUGGUAUCCACCAUGCCCCUGCACAACCUGCAUUUCUUGCUGUCAGAAUCCAUCUAUAGGCAGCAACAUGUCUGUUCCAAUCUGGUGACCCUCAAAGACCUGCAGGGUCUCUCUGAGACGGGUUUCCUUGAUGACUUAUCCUAUGACAGUAUCUCUCUGGGACCGGGUUACGAUCGCCCCUACCAGUUCAACCCCAGCAUCCGUGAGGCCAAAAGUAUCCAACUCUACAAGCACCUCAACCUGAAGAGCUGCAUCUGGACAUUUGACGCCUACUAUGACAUGACUGAGCUCAUUGAUGUCUGCGGAGGUUCUGUUACCGCUGACUUCCAGGUGCGAGACUCGGCACAGUCUUUCCUGACAGUGCAGGUUCCUCUCCAUGUGUCCUACAUCUACGUCACAGCGCCCAGAGGCUGGGCCUCUUUGGAGCAUCACACCGAAAUGGAGUUCUCCUUCUUCUAUGACACUGUGCUCUGGAGGACAGGCAUCCAGACGGACAGCGUUCUCUCAGCCAGACUACAGAUCAUCAGAAUCUACAUUCGAGAAGAUGGACGUCUGGUGAUUGAGUUCAAAACCCAUGCCAAAUUCAGAGGUCAGUUCGUCCCUGAGCAUCACACUCUUCCAGGCCACAAGUCCCGCCUGGUGGCCCCUGACCAUCUCGGAGGCAUCGAGUUUGAUAUGCAACUGUUGUGGAGCACUCAGACAUUUGACUCACCAUACCAGCUGUGGAGGGCCACAAGCUCCUACAGCAGAAAGGACUACUCUGGAGAAUACACUGUCUUCUUGAUCCCCUGCACAGUCCAGCCCACUCAGCCUUGGAUCGACCCCGGAGACAAGCCUCUGUCCUGCACCGCCCAUGCUCCAGAGAAGUUCCUGGUGCCGAUCACCUUCCAGCAGACGAACCGGCCCGUUCCCGUUGUCUACUCCCUCAACACGGAGUUCCAGCUGUGCAACAAUGAGAAGGUCUUCAUGAUGGAUCCGGCCACAGCCGACAUCUCUAUGGCUGAGAUGGACUACAAGGGUGCAUUCUCCAUGGGUCAGACUCUGUACGGCAGGGUUCUGUGGAAUCCUGAUCAGAACCUACACGCAGCCUACAAACUGCAACUGGAGAAGGUUUACCUCUGUACCGGCAGGGAUGGAUACGUUCCCUUCUUCGACCCCACGGGGACGCUGUACAAUGAGGGGCCACAGUACGGCUGCAUCCAACCCAACAAGCACCUCAAACAUCGCUUCUUACUGCUGGAUCGUAAACAGCCAGAUGUGUGUGACAGAUAUUUCCACGAUGUUCCAUUUGAGGCUCACUUUGCCUCAGACAUCCCAGAGCUGCAGCCAGUCACCACCAUGCCGGGCGUCGAUGGCUUCACCAUGAAGGUCGAUGCUCUCUACAAGGUGGAGGCAGGGCACCAGUGGUACCUGCAAGUGAUUUAUGUGAUCAGCCCGGAGUCGCGGUCCAGCCCCAGGAUUCAGCGCUCAGUCACCUACCAGCUGAGCCGCUCCAAACGUGACCUGGUGGACCGUAGCGGCCGGCUGACGCUGGACGAGUCGCUUAUCUACGACAACGAGGGCGAUCAAGUGAAGAACGGCACCAACAUGAAGUUGCUCUGCCUGGAGGCGGGGCCCUCUAAUACCUUCAGCCACCACAUGGGCAGCUCUGUGGGCGGCGGCGUGGCUGCCAUCACACUGCUGGUCCUUGUCCUAUUGGCUUCCUGCUUCCUGCUCCGACGCUGCCGACGCGCCGUCAGAAAGAAGACCAAGAAGACCCCCAAAGCGUACGAGGAGUAUCCGCUAAACACCAAGGUGGAGGUGUGCAUGGACAAGUGUGUGGAGAAGAACUUCGGCAGCAAACACUGCACAGUGCGGAACGUCAACAUCCUCAGCCGCAACCAGGAGCCCAACGGGAAGGCCAAGGUCAAACAGGUCAACCUGGAGGUCAAACUCCACAACAAUCUCAACGAUGGCACUGAGGUCUGAAAUGUUGAUGAGGAAGUUAUUUUCUCAAACAGUUUGUACGUACAUGGAUGUUUAUUAAUGUAUUUUAUACCGAAUCUGUAAAAGGGACAAGAAUGACUCCAGCUAAAGGACAGCUGGACUACCUCAGGAAUCCACGAACCACUGAGCUGCAUCCCAUCAGCCGCACAUCCCAUUGGACAAAAACCCCUUUGAGUUUCUUGUAGCUCGUCAUUUAUGUCCUUGUAGCACCAAAA